Messenger RNA from Patiria miniata (bat star), 3362 nucleotides. Its product is annotated as SCY1-like protein 2. NCBI's taxonomy places the organism in Eukaryota, Metazoa, Echinodermata, Asteroidea, Valvatida, Asterinidae. The transcript is spliced from 16 exons. The record is from RefSeq and is a predicted model, not a curated record. Gene Ontology annotation, molecular function: protein kinase activity; ATP binding. Gene Ontology annotation, biological process: protein phosphorylation. The coding region runs from base 171 to 3194 and encodes 1007 amino acids.
AAGAACAAGUAGACGCUGUUGUAGUGUCAUGACUGUCGAGAAAAGGGCUAUAUUUUUCAAGACGCACAGUCACAGAAUAAACGCUGUGUGAGUUUAUGAUGACAAUUUGCACAGUGCAUCAGUGUGGAGACUGGAAGUACACGAAGGCCGAGGAUCGCUAAAUCGUCAUCAUGGAAAUGCUGAACAGGCUGAAGACUACCGUUGGGGGCUUAAUUGGUAAUCCUGUGGUCAGUCAGUAUGACAUUACAGUGGGGCAGAUCGCCAGCGGAGGACUGGACUGCUUGUGGAAGAUCUAUCACGGUGUGAAACGAUCAACUAAGCAGGAGGCAGCGAUUUUUGUCUUUGAGAAGAAACUCCUGGAGCGUUUCCACAAGAAAGACCGUGAGGGUGUCCUAGAGGUCUUGAGAAGGGGCCCCUCCCAGUUGACCAAACUGAGACACCCCUGUCUACUGACCAUCCAAACCCCAAUGGAAGAGUCCAGAGACAGCCUUGCUUUUGCCACUGAGCCAGUCUUCGCCAGUUUAGCCAAUGUGCUCGGUCGACAUGACAACUUGAGCCCAGUACCAGAGAACAUCAAAGGUCACGAGUUGUACGAAGUCGAGAUCAAAUAUGGACUUCUUCAGGUCACAGAAGGGCUGAAGUUUCUACAUAACGAUGUUCACAUGAUUCAUGGUAACGUUGUCCCGGAGAGUAUCAUUUUGAAUGCCAAUGGAGCUUGGAAACUAGCAGGGUUUGACUUCUGCAGCCAGUCAAUAACACCGCAAGAUCAAGCACCAACUUUCCCCAUGCGCGAGUGGAACACAGACUUCCCGGCUGCGGCCCAGCCCAGACUGGAGUACCUCGCUCCAGAGUAUGCGCUAACGAUGAGUUGCGAGACGGCUAGCGACAUGUUCUCCCUCGGCAUUCUGAUGUACGCUGUCAUGAACCGGGGCAAGACGCUGUUUGACUGCAACGAAAACCUGCAGACCUUCAAACGGAACUGCCAACAGCUGAAAUGUUUGAACAUAUCACUACUUGGAAGCCUCAGCGAUGGUCUUAAAGAGUAUGUCAAAAUGUUGCUGAAUGCUACCCCUACUGUCAGACCAGAUGCAGACCAAAUUUCCAAGAUCCCGUUCUUUGAGGACGUGGGCUCCAUCACAUUGCAAUAUUUGGACUCGCUCUUCCAACGAGACAAUCUAGCCAAGUCCCAGUUUUUCAAAGGGCUCCCAAAAGUCCUAUCAAGUCUUCCAAAGCGAGUGGUGCAUCAGCGUGUCCUUCCCAGCCUCAGCAAGGAACUGGUCAAUCGUGACAUGAUCCCGUUCGUUCUGCCUAACCUUCUACACAUCGCAGACAGCUGCACCGACCAAGAGUACGUCAGGCUGGUCCUACCCGAACUCAAACCUGUCUUCAAAAUCCAGGAACCAGUCCAGGUAAUGCUGAUCUUCAUGCAGAGGAUGGAUAUGCUCCUGACUAAGACGCCUAAGGACGACAUCAAAAACCACGUCCUGCCACUAGUCUACAGAGCACUGGAAGCACCCUCACCACAGAUACAGGAGCUUUGCCUAACAAUCCUUCCCACCUUUGCCGGUAUGAUAGACCAAGCUUCCAUGAAACAUUCCAUCAUCCCACGGAUCAAGAAGCUGUGUCUGGAAACCGACCGCUUAUCGUCCCGAGUCGGUUCCCUGGUUUGCACUGGCAAGCUGAUGGACCACAUGGACAAAUGGUUCGUCUUGGACGAGGUGCUACCUAUGGUCAUGGCUAUUCCCUCCAGGGAACCUGCCGUCCUAAUGGGCGUAUUGGGAAUCAUCAAGAUGGCGAUCAGUCACAAGAAGCUCGGUGUCACUAAGGAGCUAGCCGCCACCAAACUGCUCCCAUUCCUGUUUCCGCUUUGCAUCGACAACAAUCUCAACUUGAAUCAGUUUAAUGCCUUCAUGUCAGUCAUCAAGGAGCUCAUCCGCCAUGUGGAGAAUGAGCAAAGAGGAAAGCUGGAACAACUCAACUCAAUCCAAGAAGAACAAAAGACGUCAGUCGAUUUCAACCAACGGCUUCAGAAUCAGACCAAGACGGAGGAAAAUCCCUUCGCAACAAUGGGAAUCAGUAACGGCACCACCCAGGCAGGAUCCAUGAUGGAUGACAUGUUUAAGACAUUCGGCUUGAGUGAGUACCUUGGGGAUGCCACUAACAAAGUUGAAGCUAUUAAUCGGGGAACCAGUCCAGGCAGCUCCAAACCGGCUCAGACCAGUUCACCAUCAUCGUCGGCAUCCUCAACCGCCCCAAAAUACAAACAGCCAACCCAGGUGUCACUGAGUAUGGAAGAGAAACAAAGAAUUCAGAGUGAGCAGGAAUUCCAAGAGAGGGUGAAGAAACAGAAACCUUUAACAGCUGGAGGAAAGACUAAGUUAUCAGAGCCGAAACCGCAGGCCAAGGACCUGUCUCGCAUGCUGCUUGACUCAUCACUGAACACCAAGCCCAGCUACAAUCUAAGUACAUGUACAACAAACAGUGCAAUUGGUGGUUUAGGCUCAAAUCAAGCCGCCACUUCAUUUGGCAGUAGUGGCAGUAUGGGAGGACAGACAUGGAGUAUGAAUUCCUCCAUGGGAUCUGGAGGGACUGCAAUGAAGACUAGUCAGGCAUCUCUCGGUGGUGGAAUGGGGACAGGUUUUGGGGGAUUGUCAAACAGCCAGUCACCAUCAACUCAAAAACCCAAUAUGGCAGCCUUCGAUAAUUUGCUGGGACCGUCACAGAAGCCAAAACAGACUCUGAGUCAAAUGGCACCCAAGUCAUCGACAGGAACACAAGGCAUGAUGGGAAACCAGGGAAUGAUGGGAUCCCAAGGGAUGAUGGGAAAUCAAGGGAUGAUGGGAAACCAGGGCAUGAUGGGAAACCAGAGCAUGAUGGGAAGCCAGGGCAUGAUGGGAAGCCAGGGCAUGAUGGGAAACCAGAACAUGAUGGGAAAUCAAAGCAUGAUGGGAAAUCAAGGUGCAAUAGGAAAUCAAGGCAUGAUGGGAAACCAAGGCAUGAUGGGUAACAGCCAGAGAUUCAUGGGUGCCAACCAGGGAAUGAUGGGUAGACAAGCGCAAGGCAUGAUGGGAAACUCCCAGAAUUCCAUGGCAGGACAGCAGCAAAGCAUGAUGGGAGGAUUUGAUCCACUUGCUGGCAGUCGGACAAAGUCACAGCAGCAGAAACCAGACAGCCUUAUGGGAUUCUUGGGUUGAAAGUUGAUAUUGCAUAUUUAAUUAAAAAGAACCAGUCCAAGUGGUUCAAAGCAAAAAGUAAUCCCCAUAACAACAUAAAACAAAAUUGCCUUUUUUAAAAAGUGAUUUGCUUUUGUUGUAAUUUUCCGAAAUGGAUGGAUUUGGGGGGUUAGUAUUUUAUAGCAAAUA